This is a messenger RNA of Trichomonas vaginalis G3, 453 nucleotides long. RefSeq lists its product as uncharacterized. The coding region runs from base 1 to 453 and encodes 150 amino acids. The record is from RefSeq and is a predicted model, not a curated record. The transcript has a single exon. NCBI's taxonomy places the organism in Eukaryota, Parabasalia, Trichomonadida, Trichomonadidae.
AUGACGAUUCUAUUCAAGCUUAUCAAACAACCCCCAGAGAAUAAACUUACACUAACAAUUCCUCUAUCACAGCCACAGGACUAUCCUGUUUUACCAUCGUUUCAAGAAAUGAACUAUUUUUUCCCUGAAGAUGAAGAAAAAUACGAAGAUCAUGUGAACUCCAUCACAUCUGGUAAUAUUGACAUAGAUUUUAUUCGAAGAUUAGAAAUUUAUUUCACAGUCCAAAAAUAUAGUUCGCUUGAAAGCGCUAUAUUUAAUGUUCUUUAUUAUACAAGCCAAAAAUAUUUGUUUAUGAACUAUGAUUCUGAGAAUAGUAUGGUCUCAUGUGAAUGUGGGGCAAAAUAUUUCAUCAAAUACACUAGUCCAAAUACAUUCAAUGUUAUUAUUGAGUCAUCUCAUAAAAACGAGUGUCAAAAAAACUCAAGAAUCCCGACUAUAGUUUUAAAUUAUUGA